AUGAACUUUUGACGAAAAUGGGGCACAGGUGUAUUGCCAUGGCUUCUCGGUCUGAUGGGGAGCAGAAAGUCUUGGAAUUACAGAAGCAGAACUGUUAUGCCCAGAUCCGCGAAGUACCCCCCACCCAAAACAAACAAGGAGGCCGACUCCCAGAUCUGACAGAGAAGUGGAAAGAAUGUAAGACCCAGAGGAUGGGAAGGAAUGCUGUCUUCGGGACAUGGCAUGGCCAUUGCUUCCACGAACACCCUGCAGCUCUAAUUUCCUGCACAACAUCAAGCCGACAUUCCAACAGAGCGUCUUCGGUGGCGUGCUAGCCGCGUCAGUCCGUGAUCACCCAGCUGACCUCCAGAAUGUGCAGCAGAGCCCAUCAGAAGGAAAAUGUCAACCAGGCUCCUACAUGUCAGAUGAGGAUCGCUGCAUGCCCUGCAUGGAAGGUAUAGAGUACACCAGCCACGCCAACAUUCUGCCUUCGUGCAUAAAGUGCAGCAUCUGUACGGCAGGUGAAGAUGAAAUAGCGAGAUGCAACUCCACCCAGGACACCAAGUGCCAGUGCAAACCAGGCACCUUUAAAGAUGAAAAUUCUACUGAAUUCUGCCAGAAGUGCUCCGAGUGCACCGAUGAAGAAUCUGAAAAGACUCCCUGUACCCCGAACACAAACCGGAUUUGUGUCCCCAAAGACUCUCGACUCAACUUAGGCUUCAUCAUAGGGCCCUUAGUGGCGCUGCCGCUGCUUGUUAUUAUUAUUGCAGGUGUAUUUAUCCGGAAUCCUGGGGCAUGGGGGCAAGCAUUGCAGUUUGUGAAAAGAGCCUAUCCAGGCCGUGAACAGCACUCUGAAAAUGCUGUGUCUCUCAUGGAACUGCAGACAUCCAACCCGGAAAAUAACUCUCCUGCAAUGAAGGCCUCAGAGGACAGCCUCCUGCGGCAGAUGGACCUCAUAGACAAUGAGAUUCAAGUGAUCAGGGCUAAAACCCAGGCACCAGGAGAAGCUUUGCAUCAAAUUCUGCUGAAGUGGCUCAACCAGAUAGGUCAGAGUGCUUCCAUCAACACUCUGGAUGCCUUGAAAGCUGUGAAAGAGAGGUAUGCCCUGGACACAAUCAAAGACAAUGUAGUGAAAUCUGGAAAGUUCAUUUAUCAAAAAGCUACAGCGGAGCCAGGCAAGAUGACACUCAUUUUUUAUACCAGCACUGAGGAGACAGAGGCAGGAGAAUCUCUAUGAGUUCAAGUGGUCUAUAUGGUGAACUCAGAACAGCCAGGAUGGAGUGGAAACCUGUCUUAAAAGAAGAAGAAGCUACAUCAGGCCUAGUGUUACUGGAAUUAAUUUUAUUUUAUUUUUCUGUAUUUAUCUGUAUUUAUUGUAUCAUAUUACUGUAUUGUUGUCAUACUGGAAGCUGGACCCAGAACCUCAUGAACACUAGGCAAGCAUCUGAACACUAAGAUGCAUCUCCAGCAUCCUGGCUUGCCUUUGUUCCUGUCUUGAACUUCUAACUCCCAGGCGUCCAGAUUUCUCGCUUCCUUAAGUUGAGUUUGCUGGUUUGGACACAUAGGGAACAUAAGAAGCAUUAUCUGGGGUGACCCAUUCCUCACCCCCUUUUCUACCACUUGCUGGGGAAUAAGUGGCAUCCUGGCUCCAAGUGCCUCUGAGAUCCCAGAGAAGCAACUUUUGUUUUGUCUCAUGGCCUGGAUUCUCCUUAGUUUGGGGUCCAGUCCUUCUUUACAUAGACUUAAUCUGUCUAGGUGUGUAUAACUGGAUCUUUUAAACUUUACAACUUUAUAUUCCUGUUUGUUUUUGUCUUAUUGUUCUGGGUACCAGACAACUAUAUAGGUAUAUAUAAAUACAUGUUUACAGAUAGGUGUCACCAAGUACGUAGAGACUUGAGAACUGUAUCCACACUGAUGGAAAUGGCUGGUUCAUGAUUUGCCAUUUAUGAUGGAUAAUCUUGAUUAGAUUGAGAGGUGCUGGGCCAGGGAGAUGACUCAGCAGAUAAAGGUGCUUGCCACUGAGCCUGAUGACCCAAAUUCUAUCCCAGAAACCACAUGAUGGAAGGCGAGAACAGAUUCUUACGAGUUAUCUUCUGGCUCAUGAUGUGGCAUGAGCACGGAUGCACACAC
This is a messenger RNA of Chionomys nivalis (European snow vole), 2109 nucleotides long. Its product is annotated as tumor necrosis factor receptor superfamily member 10B-like. Gene Ontology annotation, molecular function: TRAIL binding. NCBI's taxonomy places the organism in Eukaryota, Metazoa, Chordata, Mammalia, Rodentia, Cricetidae. Gene Ontology annotation, cellular component: cell surface; plasma membrane. Gene Ontology annotation, biological process: TRAIL-activated apoptotic signaling pathway; positive regulation of apoptotic process. The record is from RefSeq and is a predicted model, not a curated record.